AUGAUCCGAGAAGCUUUCCGCGUUUUCGAUCGCGACGGGAACGGCUUUAUUACGGCAGAAGAAUUCCGCUACUUUAUGACGCAUAUGGGCGAACAAUUUAGCGACCAAGAAGUCGACGAAAUUAUAGCCGAAGUUGAUAUCGAUGGUGACGGGCAGGUGCGUCAAACAGCUGUUUUCAUAUACAUUCUUAUGAGCACUGAGUGGAUGGAUGAUGUAUAA
Cylicostephanus goldi is the source of this 219-nucleotide messenger RNA. NCBI's taxonomy places the organism in Eukaryota, Metazoa, Nematoda, Chromadorea, Rhabditida, Strongylidae. The record is from the annotation of a GenBank genome assembly.